GUGUGAAGUCAGCACGACGUGCCGCCCGGGGCGUGCUGUGAGUCCGCUACUGAGGCGAGGGGAGAGGUGGCUGCGGAGCGGGAGUCGCGGCUCCACUUCCGAAAGACGAGCGGGCUGCGAUCAAGGGGCUGCGACCGGGCAAACAGUCCAGCGUUUAUGUCCUCCGCCCGGACGGCUUGCAUCACUCUAAGCGGAGUGGUGGCCGUGCUGUAAAAUAUACGGGGGACCUGGACUUGUAUAGGAACACGGGAGGCCAAAGGGGAACUCACCAGGAAGACCGGGAGCGAGGCCCCCCUUCGGGGCAGACUUCGGAGAGCCCCCUGGCUGCGCUUCAUGCCUGUGACUGAUGGCUCCGCCCCCCUGUGCCCCUCUCCCCCAGUCUUCCGCAAAAGCCUGACGUCAUUGACUGGUCAGGCCGGCUGAUUUUCGGCCCUUACGGGGGAUUUACUGAGAAGGCGAAACUCAAACACUGAAAGCACCCCCUCCCCCCCCCCCCCCCCCCAUCCGGAGGAGGGAGGACCGCUUGGGAUCUUCCUCACCACUGGGGCUUUUCCGUUUACGGUGGCGGAUACCAGCUGAGUGGAGGAGCAGGUGUUGCAGAAGACAGGCCAGAUCCUAGAAAAGCUGAGCUCCGGUGCCGGGCUCAGCCCCUCAGCACAUCUAAUCUGGGCCUCUGAACACAUUUUGGUUAAGGACCACCCAGAGCCGGGGGGGGGGGGGGGGGGCGCUGAGGAGAGCAUUGCUGCAGCACCGACUCCUGUGACCAACCAGCAGGGCGGCGAAGUGGGGAGCUCUCUGGCUUCCUGGCACUGAAAGGCUGGGGCCGGAUCAAAGUCCAGUGUGCUGAGCAGUGGUGUCUGGAGCUACCCCGGGAAGGGGGGGGGGGCACUCCGUCACCAUGGGGAAAUCCAACAGCAAGCUGAAGCCUGAGGUUGUGGAGGAGCUGACCAGGAAAACGUACUUUACAGAGAAGGAGGUACAGCAGUGGUAUAAGGGCUUCAUCAAGGACUGUCCCAGUGGCCAGCUAGAUGCCGUCGGCUUCCAAAAGAUCUACAAGCAGUUCUUCCCCUUCGGCGAUCCCACCAAGUUUGCCACCUUCGUCUUCAACGUCUUUGACGAGAACAAGGACGGACGCAUUGAGUUCUCCGAGUUCAUCCAGGCGCUUUCCGUCACCUCACGGGGAACCCUGGACGAGAAGCUCCGCUGGGCCUUUAAGCUGUACGAUCUCGAUAAUGAUGGCUACAUAACCCGGGACGAGAUGCUUAACAUCGUAGAUGCUAUUUACCAGAUGGUGGGAAACACCGUUGAGCUGCCGGAGGAGGAAAACACACCGGAGAAGCGUGUCGACCGCAUUUUCUCCAUGAUGGACAAGAACGCCGACGGGAAGCUGACGCUGCAGGAGUUCCAGGAGGGCUCCAAGGCGGACCCCUCCAUCGUUCAGGCGCUGUCGCUGUACGACGGCCUGGUAUAGGGGCCUGGAGCGUGUGACAGGGUGUGCCGAAGCGUCCCAUCUAUAGCCGUCACCCACGUCCUCACAAGAAGCUACUCAUCACUCUGAAACCUGCAAGGAGCUGGAAGAGAUCGGGGCUGUGGGGGGGCACGCACCCUGAUCCUUCACUUUGUCCCCCUCCAUCGUCACCUUAAAAAAAACCCUCUUGUAACUGACUACACCCCCUAAUGAUGACGAGGGGGGAGGGGGCACAGGGACGUACUCCGAAGAUGACAAAAUUGACACGAGGACCUUGGUUUGCAGCUGUGAAAUUGGGGGUGCGGGGCUGGA
This is a messenger RNA of Brienomyrus brachyistius, 1780 nucleotides long. It is a transcript of the gene ncs1a, whose product is annotated as neuronal calcium sensor 1a. The record is from RefSeq and is a predicted model, not a curated record. Lineage: Eukaryota; Metazoa; Chordata; Actinopteri; Osteoglossiformes; Mormyridae. The coding region runs from base 899 to 1471 and encodes 190 amino acids. Gene Ontology annotation, molecular function: calcium sensitive guanylate cyclase activator activity; calcium ion binding. The transcript is spliced from 8 exons.